This is a messenger RNA of Haemonchus placei, 735 nucleotides long. The record is from the annotation of a GenBank genome assembly. Lineage: Eukaryota; Metazoa; Nematoda; Chromadorea; Rhabditida; Trichostrongylidae.
AUGACGGCGUACUUCCGUGGCCUUGGAGGAAAGACCGCUGGAAUGUUAUGGGAGCACGUGGCACCAUAUGGGUGGCUACUCACGUUUACUUGCCUUCUGGCCUAUUUCAUCUUCAAUAACUUGAUCCGGCCAAAAUUAAAAGCAAUAUGGGAAUCGAAGGAAUUGAUCGAAAGGAAAAAGUUCGAUGAAAAUGUUCACGCUCGUAUCGCCACAAGGUUGGAAAUAGCUCGAGAGGCUCAACAACGACGUCACGAUGCUGUUGCAGAAGAAGCCAAGCGAGCUGCCGAAGAAGCUGCUCGUAAAAAGCUCGAGCUCAUGGAGAAGGAUCUGCGAAAUAAGAGUGUUUUGGAAACCACCCUCAUAUCGCGUGACCUGAACAUGAAAAAGAAGAUGGCGGACAAACGUCAGAGUCCGGGAGAAUUCAUCGAUGCUCACAUUUCUGCCAAGCCCGUCGUCGUGUUCAGCAAGACAUGGUGUUCGUAUUGCAGAAAGGCGAAAGCAGCAUUGGCAACAUUACGGCUUCGAAAGGAGCAGUAUGAAUACAUUGAACUAGAUGAACGAACGGAUUUGCCUGUUGACGCGAUACAGGACGAAUUUCAGAAGAGAUAUGGUAGCAGAUCAGUCCCCAAGGUAUUCAUCGGAGGAGAGUUCAUAGGCGGCGGCGACGAUAUCGCAAGGCUGUUGCACGAAGGAGAAUUGGAGUCUCUGGUAGAAGCAGUCUUGAAAUCUCAGUAG